Molecule: messenger RNA, 2336 nt
Organism: Anopheles stephensi (Asian malaria mosquito)
Lineage: Eukaryota; Metazoa; Arthropoda; Insecta; Diptera; Culicidae
Product: transmembrane protein 104 homolog
Exons: 2
Coding region: 179-1717 (512 amino acids)
Source: RefSeq, a predicted model, not a curated record
GCCCUUUGUUUUGUUUGUGUCAUAUCAGAAGCCAGCAAACGAGGAACUUUAGCAGAAAUCAGUACCCCUCAUGGUAUGAUAAAGCAAAAUCAAGACUUGGAGUGCGUACAUUCUGCUGACUGGACAUCGGUCGUCAACUUCCGGUAGGAAAAAAGUGAUUUGCCAAGAUACCGAUGAGAUGCCCCCGCGAAGCGCUCAUGAAGAGUAUCCCACAUGGGUCGGAUUUGUGUUCGUCUUCAAUCUCAUCGUUGGCACGGGAGCACUCGCCCUACCGUCCGCUUUUAGUCACGCAGGAUGGAUUCUCGGUACGCUGGCCAUUGUGGUGUUGGCGUUCAUGAGUUACGUUACGGUGACGUUCGUUAUCGAAACGAUGGCCUGUGCGAAUGCGGUCCACAACUGGAAGCGUUUACAGUUCAUCAAGCGCGAUCGUGUGAUCGAGCACGAUGAGGACAGCAAUGUGGAAACGAUAGAAUCGCUGGUGGAGGCAACCGAUACCGACUCGGACAACGAGCAAGCCAGACUGGUGGAACAGCCGAUUACGGACUCGAGCAUUGAGCAGAUGCCGCUCAACAUCAUGUACUGCCGCAAGACGUACUACAGUCUGUCCAGCAAGAUCGAACUGGGCGAGAUGGCGAACAUGUUUUUCGGCCGCAGCCAACGCUUCCUGUUCUAUUUUUGUUUGGCGGUGUAUCUGUACGGCGAUCUAAGCAUCUACUCGGCAGCCGUUGCAAAAAGCCUUCGGGACGUUGCCUGCGCCCACAAUCAUCGUGCAAAUGCGACCGACGAUGACGACGGAACGGAGCGGUGUUGGCAGGACGGAAUACUUACCCGUCUCGAUGUGUAUCGGUUGUGUCUGGUAGGGUUUGUUACCGUGCUGGGGCCGUUCACAUUCUUUAACGUGCAAAAGACCAAAUAUCUGCAACUGCUCACCGUACUGUUCCGGUGGCUUGCCUUUUCCGUAAUGAUAAGCAUCGCCAUCCAUCGAUUGCUCGCUCCGGUCGAUUCUACCACCCUACCGAUCACACCAAAGCGGGCGGACAUUGCCGGCAUUCCUUACCUCAUCGGAACAUGCAUCUACUCCUUCAUGUGUCAUCACUCGUUACCGAGCCUGCUGACUCCGAUCGCCAACAAGGGCCGACUGAAGGCGCUCCUUUCGCUCGAUUACGUGCUGAUCAGUGCAUUCUAUCUGGCGCUCGCUCUCACCGGGAUAUUUGCGUUCGCCGACAUUAAAGACCUGUACACGCUGAACUUUGUGCCGAGUGCGAACCAGACGAACGGGUUGCUGAAGGCCAUCGAGUACUUCCUGGCACUGUUUCCGGUGUUUACACUCUCCGCCAGCUUCCCGAUCGUGGCCAUUACGCUUCGCAACAAUCUGCAAACGCUCUUCCUCGAUGCCGCUCAGCUAGAGACGUACCAUUUCUUCCUUCGGCGCCUAUUUUUCCCACUGCUCGCCAUUCUUCCACCCCUGAUCGUGUGCUACUUCACCGAGAGCGUAAGUAAUCUGGUUGGCUUUACGGGAUGUUACGCCGGCACCGGCAUACAGUAUCUUAUUCCGAUCGCGCUCGUACUUUCUGCACGGCGCACCUGUGACAAUAUGAUUGGACGGGGCAUUAUAAACGAAUUUCGCAGCCCGUUCAAGGGAACCGUAUGGCCGAUGAUUGUGCUCGGUUGGACCGUUGCCUGCCUGGUGCUGGUGACGAUCGAUCUGGCCAUCUGAGGCUGGACACAUUCCCCCAUUUAAACAUCAAAUCAAAGGAGACUGAGUGGUGCUGUGAGCGAGUUACGACGGGACAUUUUUAAAGCAAAAGGAGCAAUCGGUGGUUCCCAAUGACACAAGGACGCACAAACAAUAGGCGUUUAGCGUGAGGAAUGGAAACGCAAUUUGCGUAUGAGGAUGGUUUAACUAUAUUUACAAAUAUUUUUUUUCCAUGUGGAUUCCGCAAUGCUCCUCAACCUGACGAAAUUUCGCUAGGUUUAACAAGCAGGUAUCCGCAUAUCUUGCAGUUACGGACGGUAUUGUAUAUUUUAAAAACAAAUUAUUCACUACUGCCACUGAAACGACCCCUCAAUCUUCCCGGGGGAUAAUUAUCCUACCGAUUGCACAGCAGUAACCAGAAGCGAUUGUAUAUUUAGGAACAGCUUCAUUAACGACUUCUAGCGAAAAAGAGACGCUUUGACGAAGGGAAACAACAGCGAGCUGUAAACGUACGUUAUUGAGCGUGUAGCAAGCGUUAAAUGGAAAAGUGAACAGUAAACGUUCAAUAUCCUAUUUAGUGUUAGUUAAAGGUGCGAAAUAAAUAAAUAUAUGUAUACAAAUGUGCUGUGGUUGACAAAAU